Orbicella faveolata is the source of this 1456-nucleotide messenger RNA. RefSeq lists its product as uncharacterized. NCBI's taxonomy places the organism in Eukaryota, Metazoa, Cnidaria, Anthozoa, Scleractinia, Merulinidae. The record is from RefSeq and is a predicted model, not a curated record.
AGAUGGUCAAACCAGGCGAGCAAAAUCCUCCUCACAGCCGGUCAAUUUGCCCGAUGAAACCUCUGACGUGCAGUGUUUCGGACGUGACAAUUGUACAACUCUUUCCAAAGAGGACGCACCAGGUCAGUGCAGGUCAACUACUUUCGCAAUGUGGUUGGGUAGAAGCCAAACUAUGUGUGGAAUCUCUUGAUAAAAAAAUAUUUAAAGACGCAGGUCAAACUGUUGUCAUCUUGGAACAAAAGGUAUUAUUUUCGGGGUCACUACCGAGAUAAGUCGUCUCCGCAGACAACCCAAACACGCGGUAGAAUGUUACACAGAUUUCCAUCGAUACGGCAAGACAAACAUUGGACCCCUUACACUCUCUUUUAGGACUUCAUGAACGAGUAGCUUCCCAACAUGAGUAAAGGAAAACGUGACCUAGUUUACGAGGGCUAUGCCUUGCCAAAACUGACCAUCAAAGAGUUGCUUGCCAGCAACGCACGGAAAAAUUCUGAGCUUAAGAACUUCCACAAACAACUGGACAAAGAGAAAGAGGAACUCGUCAGUGACUUUUCUAAGACACGAUCUCACCUGCUCUCUCGAGCUCAUGGUUUACUUUUGGAAGGGCAAACGUAUGCUUUGAGCGAAUAUCACAGUGAUUCGGAUGAAGAGCAAAGAGUCAUCGAAAAUGGCUCUACCUUUGAUGCUCCUGAUACAUCAUCCUGGGAAACGACUCUGUUUUCCGCACCGAAGAAUCUUUCGAGCUCACAAGUUGCGGACGACGCUUGUACCAGGUCAGAACGAAAUCUAAGGCACAAACAACAAUGGGCGGACAAAGUUGCACACUUUGAUCAAUCUUCGGCCGUUAAAACGGAGCCCGUUUCAUCGAAAACACUACCAAAGCGUAAGAUAAGCUGGGCAGGAAGGACUAAUGCGGUGGAUAACUGGGACGCAAGAAGCGACAUGAGUAAGGCUAGCUCCGAGGGAAAUCUUUCUUCACAGAGGGCAACCUGUGCUAUUAGCAACGCCUCUCGUCCGAGGGUACGAAGACAUACAGUCGCACGAUCCAACAGUUUCAAUCCUAAAAGCACUACGCUGACAAACGAAGCUUUACAGACCCACAGCUCCUCGACUUCAAAGCUUACGGGAAAACAGCGGCGGCAUACGGUUUGUACUAGAGGAAACUUUGACACGAAACGACUGACGCCCACCGAGGAAGAGCAAAAGUGUCCCGUUAAGAAACCCCUAUCUGAUCUCCUUCCUCCAAUAAAACUCCCUCCGAUUUACCUUCAAGAAUCGAAAGGCAAAGAGCAAGGCAAAAAAUGUGACAAGAACUUUGUAAACACACAUGUGCGGAUUGGCGUGAGUAAAUCUCUGGAUGCUAAACACUCUACAGAAGACCUUCACUAUUGCCGUUACUUACGGAUAAAAAGAAUGGACGACAAUGAAUCCGUUUGAUAACGGACGAAAGAAAAGA